This is a messenger RNA of Amoebophrya sp. A120, 1413 nucleotides long. NCBI's taxonomy places the organism in Eukaryota, Dinophyceae, Syndiniales, Amoebophryaceae. The record is from the annotation of a GenBank genome assembly.
AGAAUUUGAGCAACUUGAUUCCUUGGUCGUCCAUUAAGAUUGCCAGCGAUGCGCGAGCAGGUAUGGAACCAGAAGAGGACAAGAACAGACAUAUUAUGUAGUGAGGUCACCGAACGGUUCUAACCGGGGAGUUUUUUUGCCAUGUCCCGUGAAAAACGGCCGGCAGUUUCCAAGCGGGCGGAAGCGUUUUUGGACAUAAAAAAUUUGCAAUUAUCAAGCGGACGGGGCUUUGCCGUCAAACAAGCCCGGUCGAAAACUAUCGAUUCGCACUUGAUAAAACGACGCAGGGGAGCUGGCAAAAGGGGCGCCCUUCUGAGGCGCUCACCGCCUUAGUUUCUGGCGAUUUGGAACGUCCAAAAAGGGGCGCGCAAAAAACGCGCCCAAAAUCAGAACAGCGAAACAGCAUGGCACGGCCGCGAUUCCGGAGCAUUUUGGGCGGCCGCGAAAGCGGCCGCCUUUUCUCCGGUUUCAGAGCCUGGGAAGCUUUGCAAAAAGCGCCGGCGUGAAAAAUAAAAACGCGAAAAAGGAAAAGCGGCCCGCACGCGCAAAGCCAAUCCGCAUGCUAUGGGCCCGAUUUUCCUUUGCUUUUUGGGCGCCCCCCGUGGCACCCGGAUCGGCCCCAUAGCAUUGGGGCUGGCUUUCGGGAAGGAAUUUCGGGAAUUUGCCAAAAUUUGCGACGUUUCCCAAGUGGCCGCCAUACCGUGCGGCAUAACGUUACUCGCGGUGGUAUGGCGAGCCCAUAAAAAGCAACGCUGCGGCCAAGGCUGUGGUCGGCAAAAAAACGCCCACGACCCACCUCACUACCCCCGCCCCGGCGGCUAUAUUUGGUAAGAUUGCCAGCGAUGCGCGAGCAGGUAUGGAACCAGAAGAGGACAAGAACAGAGCCGAUGUCAUCAGCAAAGGCACGACAGAACAAAUUUCGUCACGCACUGCAGGUGGAACCGAAGAGGAAGAGGCGGAGCACGCACCACCUGCGCAUUCCGAGCAGGGCUUUGACCUCAUUUUUCUAGACGCACGCCACGACUACCGAGCUGUUGCAGAAGAUGUAACCGCCUGGAUAACAAAACUUAGGCCCGAGGGACCGGUGGUGCUUUGCGGCCACGAUUUGCAGUGGCAAUACCCCGGCCUCGCGAUGGCGGUCGUGGCCAUCGCCAAGCGACUUCGAAAGCCGGUGUACUUUGCUUCGGACGGAAUGUGGUGGUUGCAGUUUGGGUUCUGAUUAACCAAAUAAAAACAAAAAGAAAAACUGUAAGAUCAAAACCCUACGAACAUCUUAGGCGGCCCCCAGACCAGGAACGCAAUAGAAAUUGUGUCUUGUGGUGGACAUUAGUUGCACAUCAAGCUUCUAGUAGCGACCUUCUUCCGAUGAAAGCAGAAACUACUUCUUCAAGGACAAAAAUAACAAUCGAGAUC